Messenger RNA from Ostertagia ostertagi, 795 nucleotides. The record is from the annotation of a GenBank genome assembly. Lineage: Eukaryota; Metazoa; Nematoda; Chromadorea; Rhabditida; Trichostrongylidae.
AUGAUAUUGAGAGCAUGCGUACCUGGAAAGGACGACCUGCUAACAUAUCGUCUGUCUACGGCAGCUUGCCGAACAAGAUAUAAUUUGCCGUCUCUGCUGAAAGCAGCGUCUGAGUAUUUCGAUGUUAACAUCAAUCGAUGCUUGCUCGAAUCUGUCGACAUUCUAAAGUACCCAAUGCCGCAGCUACUCAAGAUACUGGAGGAUCCGAAGUACCAGGACGUUAUCAGCCCUGAUGUUUAUUUGAAUUUCGAACACAUGGACGAUGAUGAUGAUGAAGAAGAGCCGCCAGUUGAAGGGAAACCCACCACAACGACAAUUGUAGAGUAUCUACGUGUUAUUUUGGAUCAUUUGUUACACGUAAAAAUUUCAUUUCAGCUUGAAACAACUUACACGGAGGAUGUUUUGCCAAUGGUGGAUGACGAUGAUGUCGAUGGUGUUUACGCGACGUCAUCCCUUGUUGGAGCUGUCACCUACACUGAAGAGGAUGCUAUCGAUCCAGAAGAAGUGGAAGACGGAGAAGACAUACACGUCGAGGGCGGUCAACAUACUUGCAAGUUCUGCAAGUUCGCAAGUACUUCAGCUGAGGAACUCGACAAACAUCGCGCUCGACAGCACAAUCGUAAUACCGGCUACGUAUGUCAGCUGUGUGAUUACGAGGCGACAUGGAGCAAAACGUUUUAUGAGCACUGUCGAGAACACUGGCAACCGAGCGUUUCUUCAAAUGUCUCGAAUGCAAUUUCCGAGCUCGCUCCCGAACCCAACUUUGGGCUCACGAACGAAUGCAUAGCAGCUUAG